AUGGGCACUCUCCCUCUGCACCAUUUGCCAAGACUAUCAGAGGAUGAUUGUUUGUCUCUGUUCAUGCAGCGAGCAUUUGGGCAUGGAAGACAAGAACCUCCAAACCUCGUAAUGCAUGCAAAGGAAAUUGUAAAGAAGUGUGGGGGCAUCCCUUUGGCAGCGAAGGCAUUGGGUGGCUUGAUGCGCUUUAAAACAGAUGAAAGAGAGCGGCUGUUUGUAAAAGAAAGUGAAAUUUGGAAUUUACCUGAAGAAGAGAGUGACAUUUUACCUGCUCUGAAGUUGAGUUAUUAUCAGCUUCCAUCACAUUUGAAGCAAUGCUUUGCAUAUUGCUCAAUAUUUCCAAAAGAUCAUAGAAUCGUUAAGAAGAAACUAAUCCUAUUAUGGAUGGCAGAAGGUUUCAUUCAACCAUCUGAUGGAAGUAAACAAAUGGAAGAUAUCGGUGGAGAGUAUUUCAAUAAUCUACUGUGGCGGUCCUUCUUUCAGGAUGUUGAUAAAGAUGAAGAUGGGAAUAUAUUAUGGUGCAAGAUGCAUGACCUUGUGCAUGAUCUUGCAUGCUCUGUUGCUGGGAUUGAAUGCUCAAUCGUGUGGGUCAAGAAUGCAGUGAGUAUCCCUAACAUAUCUCGUUGUUUGUUUUUGGAGUGUGAGUGUAGUGAAUGGGUCCUAACAGACCAAAAGCCCUCAAGGAGAUCAAACCAUUUGCGAACGCUGCUUGUGCUUCUCCUUCGGACCUUGACAAUAUUCAUAGUUGGUAAGGAUAGUGGAUGUGGUAUAAGAGAGCUGCAGGGUCUAAACCUUGGAGAAGAAUUGACUAUUCAAAACCUCGAGAAUGUGAUGUGUGCAGCAGAUGCCCAGGAAGCAAACUUGAAGGAUAAGCCAAACCUUCAUGAGUUACACUUUUCAUGGGGUCCGGAUAUUGAUCUUCAGUUGGAAGGAAACGUGAAGCAAACCCUUGAAGGUCUCCGACCACAUCCAAAUCUCAAAAGGUUGACUGUGGAAGAGUAUAUGGGUGUCGGAUUUCCGCACUGGAUGAGUUCUUCAUUGCUUCCAAAUCUGAUUAAAGUUUCACUGAUUAAUUGCAGAAGAUGCGAACAGCUCCCCCCACUCAGCCACUUACCAUUCCCGAACGUUCUUGUGAUAAGUGGAAUGGAUGCUUUCAAGUCUAUUGGAAAGCAUUUCUAUGGCGACGAUGUCACAGAGUUAACAACACUUCCAUGCCUUCCAUCUAUGAAAGGAUUGGAAUUGGGGGAUGGUAACGAGAUGUUGUUAGGUUCAGUGGCAAACCUAUCCUCAUUUUCCUCCCUCAAGGUUGAAGGUUUCAAGGAGCUAAGGUCGCUGCCAGAUGGGUUGUUUGAAAACCAUACCCAUCUCUUGAGACUAGAUAUUAAGGAAUGCCCAAAGCUAGAGUCUGUAUCUAGGGAGCUUGGAAACCUUGCUGCUCUAGAGUCUCUGUCUAUUUAUUGGUGUGAUAAGCAGUGGUCUAACGUCCUUCAGCCUACAAGCCUUGAGCUGUCUUCAAAAUCUAUCAAUCCAGGCGUGUCAAAGCUUAACGAGUUUGAUAGGGGGGCUGCAACAUGUCACAACACUGGAAGAUCUAUCAAUCGGUGGAAUGACUCCGCUGGAGUGGAUAGGAAACCUGUCCUCGCUUCAAGGUUUGAAUAUUACGCAUUGUGA
Molecule: messenger RNA, 1671 nt
Organism: Magnolia sinica
Lineage: Eukaryota; Viridiplantae; Streptophyta; Magnoliopsida; Magnoliales; Magnoliaceae
Product: putative disease resistance protein RGA1
Exons: 4
Coding region: 1-1671 (556 amino acids)
Biological process (GO): defense response to other organism
Molecular function (GO): ADP binding
Source: RefSeq, a predicted model, not a curated record